Eptesicus fuscus (big brown bat) is the source of this 1634-nucleotide messenger RNA. It is a transcript of the gene PRR19, whose product is annotated as proline rich 19. The record is from RefSeq and is a predicted model, not a curated record. Bases 494 to 1567 code for a protein of 357 amino acids. The transcript has 3 exons. Lineage: Eukaryota; Metazoa; Chordata; Mammalia; Chiroptera; Vespertilionidae.
UGGCGUCACAGCUUCUGCAGGACGAACGAGCGAGCGAGGUCGGCCCAGAACGUUCCCGGAGGAGGUAGUCCGCCACACCCACUCCUACCCCUCCAGGCAACAAUGGACUGUCCGGACGCCCGCACGCCACCGGUGGACGGAGGCGGAUCCCGGGCGCCGCCUCCUCUCCGCGGCGGAAACCUCCACUUAGGAGGGGAGGUGGAUUGGGAACCCCUGCUUCCCCCACGGCGGCCGCGCAGUGAGCUCGUCCGGCGCUUUCCACUCCCGGGCCUCUGCGGCGGCGGCCACCAUCCUGCAGCACCUGGGGCCGGGGAGGGUGAGACCAGCCAGCACCCGUGGGCGGGGGGCGGGGGGGCGGCGACGAGGAGGGAGAAACCACCCGAGCGGCGCCAGGAGGAGGGGUGAAGUACUGAGAGGCCGAGACUGGGCGGGGAAAAUCUAGCGCCUUGCCUCGCGGGAAGAAACCAUUUGCUGGAGGGCGAGAAAUGACUCCAUGGACCCCCGGGGGCCAGCCCCACAGUCUUUCCGGAGAGCUGAGAAACCUGGUCGGGUCCGCCGUCGGAAGACCAGACGGGAGCGUAAUGAGGCCCUGGUGGGCAGCCGCCGGCCAUUGGCUCAUCAGGAGCCUCCUGUGGCUAGUCGGAAUCCACCCAUGGACCUCCAGGACCAUGUGGCCCCUACUGCCCCCAAGCUAGUGGUCAUAACCCAGGGCCGGCUAAGCCGGGAGCACCGGGGUCUCUUCAACCAUGAGGUGAAAUCUCUGGACGUGGCACGGCUGCUGAGCAGUGGGUCACUGGAGCCAGACACCCCCACAUUACCCACCAAGCCUUCCCCAAGCCCAGUCAGGGCCCAAGAACCAGGCCCACAGUCAAGGGGCAAGGAGAACCAGGUGCCUGGAGACUCUGGCCCAGGCCCACCUAGUCCCCUAGAGCUGCCUGGCUUGGGGCAGCUGCUAGGGGAGCUGCAGGGCCAGCUGAUUCUGCCACAGGCCUUCCCCAGGAGGAACCUAGUACAAGAGGCCAGAGAUGCCAUCCUGGGUACCUUACAGGUAUGCCAUGGUUGUGUGCCCGACCUUACCCUGGUGCUCCGAGGCGGCCAGCCAUCCUUGUCAGGGACUAAGCCUGGGGACUCUGAGAGACGAAGGAUCAACAGCCCUGAGCAGGCCCCAGGGGAAGGAAGGCAGAGGAGGAGAGGAGGACAGGGGACAAAGGAAUUCACCUUUGCUGUGCCUCACACCUCCAGCACUCUCACUACACACAGAGUGAGCCUGGCUCCACCAAAAGGUCCUUGGCCCCCCACAUUGCCUUCGACAUCUCCGGUGGCCCUGGGCCCCCCAACAGCCUUUGACCUGCUGAAAAGCAUCUGGCUAGUAGCCACACCAUCUCCUUCCUGGCCCUGUGGGGUCAGCACACCACAGUCCCUGCCUCAGCUACCAUCUCCCCUGUUUCCCCGAACCUCUGCCCUUGACUGGAGUCCCUGUCCCCCGGCCCCACUGCCCAGCCUCUCCUAUACAGUGGCCCAGAGCAGCCCAGAGGCCUGGUCCUUUCCACCCAUGAGGCUGUACUAAGGGGACUCAUGCUGGACUAGGGGCAGCACUCCCAAUCACCUCAAUAAAAUACCUUCUUCAAGGUCCU